AUGUUGAUCAGACUAGAACAGCGGACCAGGGUUCGAAUCCCGCCUGUAGCAACAUGCCUCUUGCUGCUCCUCAGCUUCACAAGCCGAACAUCCACCCAGGACCCGCGCAGUUCUGCCAAACGCGACGCGUUCGCCACCAACACAAAAUACGACUCUUCUUUCACCUGGCACGAGAGGACCGAGAGAGACAGAAUUCCGUCAGAAACAUGCCCGCAACUCCGCCAAUGCAAGCCCAUCCACCUUAGCAUGCUCGUGAGGCAUGGGACGCGGUACCCGAAAAAGCCCGACAUCAGCAAAAUCGACUACGUGGUUUCGUCAAUCCGACACUACGGCUCGAAAGAGAAGGACAUCGUGAACAUGAUGAGGCGGUGGCAGAACUCUUUUGAGUGGCAGGACACCAUGAUGCUCGCAGAAACCGGGAAGUUCGAGAUGGAAGAACUCGCUGGCCGUAUCGUCCAUCGCUUUCCCACCAUAUUCCACGGCGCAAAAUCCGACAGCCUACGAUUUGUGAGCAGUACAACAAACAGGACAUUAGACAGUGCCUCUGCGUUUGUAAGUGGAGUAUGGAACGGGUUGAAAGAAAUAAAAUCAGGUGAUAGCUUAGACGACCCCAGGAAACUUAAGACUGAUGCAGGCGCUCACACAGACAAGCUGUUACGCUUUCUUGAGAAGUGUAAGAAGUGGUCAGAAGAAGUUGAGGGAAGCCCAGAAGCCUUACAAGAAGUCUCAAAGUUUCUGGACGGUCCUGAGCUCAGAGGUGUGCUGAAGAACAUCACGUCACAGUUAGGACCUUCGGUACUGCUGGAUUUCUCCACUGUUCACCUGAAGGUGAUGUGGACCAUCUGUGCCAUGGAGACAGCUGUUUACGGAGGCCGCUCCAUCUGGUGUGACCUGUUCACACCUCAACAUCUACAGGUGCUUGAGUACCUGUCUGACCUGAAGUCCUACUGGAAGCAUGGAUACGGCCACAGGCUGAACUACAGACCUGCAUGUCAUCUGCUGAAGGAGAUGCUAAAACCUAUGGAGGGCUUUGUCUCGGGAAACGAGAGCAGCUUGAGAGCACAGUUCCUGUUCGGCCACACAGAGACGCUGGUUCCCCUCUACAGCCUCCUGGGGUUAUUUAAGGACACGACCCUUCUGAGGGCAGACAACUUUGCCAAGCACACGAACCGCGUUUUCCGUACAUCUCAAAUUUCACCGUUCGGAGCAAACCUCGCUCUUGUUUUGUACAAGUGCGACGGUACCUCCCCAUGGUCAAAGUUCAGGGUGAUGAUGAUGGUGAACGAGCGAGAGGAACAUUUUCCCGGAUGGCAUCAGGUUUCGUGCCCAUACGAGGUUGUUAGGAUGUUGUAUAAGGAUGCUCUUGAACAUUGUGAGGACACAUGCAAUACUAAAUCAGAUGUAGGUAAUAACGAAAAUGAUCAUCCAGAGUUGUAACCCGAAAUUGUCCAAUAUAGAAAAUUGUAUAAAUAGUUUGGUCAGUAUUUUUGUAGACCAUGGCUAUCAUUAAUGUCUUAUCGAUGUAUUCUGGUGCAAUUUGUACAGUGUUAUAUACCACAAGUAUGUAGAAUUGCUGUAUUGAUAGCUGAACCACAAUAAACCACAAUAAUUGUCAAAUAUGAAUAUUAUAGAACAACAGUCUGG
This is a messenger RNA of Branchiostoma belcheri (Belcher's lancelet), 1644 nucleotides long. Its product is annotated as multiple inositol polyphosphate phosphatase 1-like. Gene Ontology annotation, molecular function: acid phosphatase activity; inositol phosphate phosphatase activity. The record is from RefSeq and is a predicted model, not a curated record. The transcript is spliced from 5 exons. Lineage: Eukaryota; Metazoa; Chordata; Leptocardii; Amphioxiformes; Branchiostomatidae. The coding region runs from base 1 to 1437 and encodes 478 amino acids.